CCAUCACACCAAGGAAGAACAUAACUCGAUAGGAAAAACCUCUAUAAGGGUGAAAUACAAAUCAAGGUGAAGAUGAAGAUGAAGAUGGUUUGUCUCCUGCUCUUCCUUUUAUUGGUACUCCCUGUCUCACAUUCCUCGCCUUCUAAUCAUUCUGAUGAAGCAGCUCUUCUGUCUUUUAAGCAUUCCCUCUUUCUUGACCUCUACAAUUCCUUGUUCAAUUGGUCUCCGGCUCACUCCUUCUGUAACUGGACAGGAGUUGCUUGUUCAACUCGUCAUCAGCGCGUUGUUUCUUUGAAUCUCACAGGUAUGUCUUUAGAGGGUCCCAUCUCUCCUUUCCUUGGCAAUCUCUCUUUUCUUAGGGUACUUUAUCUCUGGAAUAACAGUUUUGAGGGUCAAAUUCCUUCCCAAUUAGGAAGGCUAUUUCGUCUUAGAAAACUUAAUUUGUCUAAAAAUAAAAUAGAAGGUUUCAUUCCACCCACUUUAGGAGAUUGCCGUUCUUUACAAUUUCUCAGUCUAUCUUUUAACAAUUUGAGUGGCAAAAUUCCCCCUGAGCUUGGCCUUCUUUCACAUUUAGAGACGCUUUGGUUAGAUGUAAACCCGCUAAUAACCACAAUCCCAUCUUUUAUAGGAAAUUUGACCUCGUUAAUUAGCUUGGAUAUGGCACAAACUGGAAUUCAUGGUAGUAUCCCCGUUGAAUUGGGUAUGCUUACUCAAUUAAGACUUCUCUCUCUUAACACUAAUAAUUUGACAGGCAUGAUUCCCACCACUCUUUCUAAUUGUACUCUUAUUCAAAUAUUAGCAUUAUAUGAUAAUCCAUUAAGUGGCCACAUUCCUUGGCAAUUUGGCAAAUUAUCAGAGUUGCAAUUGUUGUACUUGUGGGGAAAUAACCUUACAGGAAAAAUACCAAGCUCCCUGUUUAAUUGUACACAACUUCAAGAAGUUGAAUUAGCUACUAACGAACUAAGUGGCAUGGUGCCCAUGGAAUUUGGCAAAUUACUCCAGCUUGAAUGGCUUGAUUUAGCAAGAAAUCAUCUUGUGAGUGAAAUUAGUGGCUUGUCUUUUCUAAUAGCAUUGAUUAAUUGCUCAAACCUAGAAUCCUUAGAUUUGUCUACUAAUUAUCUCACUGGAAUUUUACCCCCUUCUAUUAGUCAACUAUCUAGCCAAAUCUCAUAUUUGGCAUUAGACUCCAAUAAAAUUGAGGGAAUCAUACCAAGUGGUAUUGGGAACCUUACAAAGUUGACAAUGCUAAACUUAAGCAGCAAUUACUUUAGUGGGACUAUUCCAUCCACACUCAGCAAACUUUCAAAUCUUGAGACAUUGUAUCUUGACAAAAACAACUUAUAUGGGAGAAUUCCAAAAAGUUUGGGAUAUGCAAAAAGACUUGGUUUGUUAUCUUUGAGUGGAAACAUGAUUUCAGGGAAAAUUCCAGAGAGUCUUGGUGAUCUUCCACAAUUAAGAUAUCUUGUUCUUCAUCACAAUCAACUAUCAGGGAAAAUACCUGCUAGUUUAGGGAGAUGCAUCACUUUAGAAAAGUUGGACUUGGCUCACAAUAAACUGGAAGGAAAUCUACCUCAUGGAUGGGCAAGUUUUCCAAAUCUCCAAUUUUAUUUCAAUAUUUCAAGCAAUUUCUUACAAGGUUCUCUUCUAGAAGUGAGUAAAAUGGUAAUGGUCCAAGCUAUAGAUGUGUCUCACAACAACUUCUCAGGUGAGAUUCUAGCUCCAUUAUCAAAUUGCAUAGAAUUGCAAUAUUUGAAUCUUUCAUGGAAUUCAUUUGAUGGUGCAAUUCCAGCAUCACUCAAAAAAUUAAAAAAUCUUCAGGACAUUGAUCUCUCUAACAAUAAUUUGUCAGGUGCAAUCCCAAUGGAUUUACAAGAAAUGAUAAUGCUUCAACAUAUCAAUCUCUCUUCAAAUAAAUUAAUAGGAGAGGUUCCAAAGGGAGGAGCUUUUGGAGUAGUUGAUGAGUCAGCAUUUUUAGGAAAUGUUGGCCUUUGUGGUAGUUGGAUUAAAUUGCCGUCAUGCUCUAGUUCCAAACAUAAGCAAGGCUCAAUAUCCAAAAAGGUAAUAUUACCUAUUGUGAUUGGCACUACAAUCUUCAUCAUGUCUUUUAUAUUGGUAAUUUUCUAUAUGAGACACAAAAAGGAGAAUACACUUGAACUCAACAUUGGGCCUAGAAUAAUUUCCUUUGAUGAACUUGUGGAUGCAACUGGUGGCUUUGAUCAGACCAAUCUAUUAGGGGUUGGGAGUUUUGGAUCUGUUUAUAGAGGGAUUCUCAAUGAUGGUACAAAUAUUGCUGUUAAAGUCCUCAAUUUAGAAGAUGAAAAUGUUCUCCAAAGUUUUAAUAGAGAAUGUAAUGUGUUAAAAAGAGUUAGGCACCGCAAUGUCAUCAAAAUCAUAUCAACAUGUUCCACUAGUGAUUUUAAAGCUUUGAUUCUUCCAUUCAUGUCAAAUGGAAGUUUAGAGAGAUUGCUAUAUCCUGAGGGAGGAGAUGAAUGUCGAUUAAAAUUGAAUGAUCGAUUAAGAAUAGCAAAGGAGAUAGCACAAGGAAUGGAAUAUCUACAUCAUCAUUGCUUUGUGCAAGUCAUUCAUUGUGACCUAAAACCUAAUAAUGUGUUACUGGGGGAUGAUGUUACUCCAUGUAUAGCAGACUUUGGCAUUGCUAAAAUCAUAUUUGGGAAUUCAAUAGAUUCAUUGACUUUUACAAGUUCACUCAAGGGAUCCAUUGGCUACAUUGCACCAGAGUAUGGAAUGGGUGGAAAUAUCUCAACAAAAGGAGAUGUAUAUAGCUAUGGAAUUCUACUUCUAGAGUUGUUGACAAGGAGGAGACCUACAGAUGACAUAUUUGUAGAAGGUAUCACUCUAUCAAAAUGGGCAAGCAUGAAUUUUCCAAGUAGACUAACAGAAGUGGUGGACAAAAACCUACUUAUAAAUGUUAAAGAAAAUGAUAUACCAUUGGUAUUGGAAUGCCUUGCCCAAUCUAUACAAGUGGGACUGAUUUGCACAAGGGAGCUACCACAACAAUGCCCAAAUAUGAUGGAGGUAGUUAAGAGAUUGGAAAAAAUAUCAAGUUCAUUUCUUGGAACUCCUAGGGAUUUCCAAUUUCCUAUAGAUAUUUCACCUUUUCUUGAGAGCACAAGUGGUCCAAAAAAUACUACAGGAGAUUCAUCAUCUACAUCUUAGCUCUAUAUUUAUGUCCUAGUUACACAAUUGUCAAUUAUUGUUGAUUUUUUUACUACUAUUUCCUAUUUAAAUUUCAUCUUGUAAGUUUUAUUA
Molecule: messenger RNA, 3270 nt
Organism: Cryptomeria japonica (Japanese cedar)
Lineage: Eukaryota; Viridiplantae; Streptophyta; Pinopsida; Cupressales; Cupressaceae
Product: putative leucine-rich repeat receptor-like serine/threonine-protein kinase At2g24130
Exons: 2
Coding region: 73-3177 (1034 amino acids)
Biological process (GO): hormone-mediated signaling pathway; protein phosphorylation
Cellular component (GO): plasma membrane
Molecular function (GO): protein binding; ATP binding; protein kinase activity
Source: RefSeq, a predicted model, not a curated record